Molecule: messenger RNA, 6384 nt
Organism: Eleginops maclovinus (Patagonian blennie)
Lineage: Eukaryota; Metazoa; Chordata; Actinopteri; Perciformes; Eleginopidae
Gene: lpin2
Product: lipin 2
Exons: 20
Coding region: 166-3090 (974 amino acids)
Biological process (GO): triglyceride biosynthetic process; cellular response to insulin stimulus; positive regulation of transcription by RNA polymerase II
Cellular component (GO): nucleus; cytosol; endoplasmic reticulum membrane
Molecular function (GO): transcription coactivator activity; phosphatidate phosphatase activity
Source: RefSeq, a predicted model, not a curated record
AUGUCAAAGUUUAUAGCGGUGUUGCGUAAUCACGUCAGAUAGCGGUGAACUUAUAUUUACCCUUCGGUUACUCUAAUGUGAUUAGGUGGGCCACACAUGAGAUUGGAUUUAGCAUGGCAGGGAGGCAUUGUGAUCAUAAUCUGAGGGAGGAAAACAUUGAUCCCAAUGGAGUGUCCUGAGUUGGGGAAAGUAAGAGCUGGUGCUCUACUCACUGUUAUGAAGAGACAAAGAUCCUGGGGGGACAGGGAGCUCCUGGGAGGGAACACAGACGAAAACACAGACUACGGUGAACAGGAUGAGUCCUUGUCUCUGAGGUCGCCUUGGUCCCUGGCGGACACCAUGAACUACGUGGGCCAGCUGGCAGGUCAGGUGCUGGUAACCGUCAAAGAACUGUACAAGGGCAUUAAUCAGGCCACAUUAUCGGGCUGCAUUGAUGUUGUGGUUGUCCGCCAGAGAGAUGGCACCUACCAGUGCUCGCCAUUCCACGUGCGCUUUGGCAAGCUGGGGGUUCUGCGCUCCAAAGAGAAAGUGAUUGACAUCGAAGUGAAUGGAGAGCCAGUAGAGCUGCACAUGAAGCUCGGUGACAAUGGAGAGGCGUUUUUCGUACAGGAAGCUGAGGAACUGAAUAUUGUCCCCGCCCACCUGGCCACCUCCCCGAUCCCCACUGAGAGUCACCUGUUCUGGAUCUCGGAGGUGGAGCACAGGGCCCCGAAAGAUCUGGAGGAUGACCCCGCAGACCCAGAAGACCCUCCCGAGCCUCCCGCUCCGAGCACCGGGUCCACAAAAAAGAAGAAGAAACGGAGGAAGAAGCACAAAGGAGACCCCCGAAGAGAGGAGCUGACCCCGCCAAUGUCGGUCACUACUGGUAACGCUAUUGCUGCUAACGCACCUGCUGCUAUGACUGCUGCUAUGUCCAGCGCUGGGCAAAACGAGGAGAUCUUUGAGAUGGACCUGAGCUCCGACGAGGGAGGUUCAGCACAUGUCUCACGGUCCCCUUCAGUGUCCACGAUGCGAGACAUUGACCCCAAACUGCCUGCAGCCAGACACAACAUCGAUGAUUAUCCGCUGUCUGAUGGCGACUGGCCGUCAAAUGACAGUCAUGGCUUGUCUCAGGCUUUUUCCCCAAAGAGCGACUCUGAGCUGAUGGUGCGGCCCUCAGAGAGCCUGCUCAGAGCCGAGUCCCACAUGCAGUGGACCUGGGGGGAGUUUCCAGAGACCACCCGGGUCCCCAAGAAGGAGAAAGCUGAACUACUAAAAACAGUGACGAUCACCCCGUCAGAGAGCACCCACUUCCGGGUCAUCCUCAGCUCUGAGGCCAUGGAGGACGACUCGGAGAUUGAAAGGGGAGAUGCGUCAUCCUCCUCAAUGUGUACCAUCGUCAAACCCGAGCCACGCACCCUCAUCACCACUUUAACACCGGUGAUUCCUCUGGCUUCCAUCGGCGCCAUAACCUCUGAGGGUCCGCUGACCUCCACAGAUCCUCUGGAUGUGCUACCACCCAAUGUGGCCACCUCCACCCCUUUCAACAGCCAACAGAGCGAAUCCCCCUCUAAGAAGAAAGGUGUCCCAAAGAGGAGCCAGCAUCAGGGUCCGGAGGAUAUCUACCUAGAUGACCUGAAUGUACUUGAACCCGAUGUUGCUGCACGAUAUUUCCCUAAGAGCGAGUCUGAGGCAGCGACAAAGCUGUGGAUGGACUCGGAGAUGCACUCCGGCUCUCAGUCUCCGCAGUCGGUGGGCAGUGCGGCGGCCGACAGCGGCACAGAGUGUCUUUCCGACUCAGCUGGUGACCUCCCCGACGUCACUCUUUCUCUGUGUGGAGGCCUCACAGAAAAUGCUGAAAUAUCCAAAGAGAGGUUCAUGGAGCAUAUCAUCACCUAUAGUGAAUUUGCUGAAAAUCCAGCAAUUAUCGAUAACCCCAACCUGGUAGUGAAAAUAGGAAAUAGGUAUUAUAACUGGACAUUAGCUGCACCCUUGAUUCUCAGUCUACAAGCAUUUCAGAAGAACUUACCAAAGGCGACAGAGGAGGCCUGGAUGAAGGAGAAAAUGCCAAAGAAGUCAGGCCGCUGGUGGUUCUGGAGAAAAAGGGCAGAUAGUUCAAUCAAGCAGUCGGAGACUAAGCUUGAAACAAAGGAGGACUCUCAUCUGGAGGAGGAAGGACCCUCCAUGUGUCAGGAGAAACUGCCUCUGCCGCCUAAAGCCGGAGACUCCUCCAGUGAUGAAGAGGCCAAGGAGGUGAGCGCUGCAUCCUGUCAGGAGAGACUGCAGCCAGUAGAUGUUCAGCACCACCCAAGCCCACACACGUACAGGAAGUCACUACGCCUCUCCUCUGACCAAAUAGCCAGCCUGAAGCUGAAGGAGGGACCCAACGAUGUGACGUUCAGCAUCACCACCCAAUACCAGGGCACAUGCCGCUGCGAGGGCACCAUCUAUCUGUGGAACUGGGACGAUAAAGUCAUUAUCUCUGACAUCGAUGGCACCAUCACCAAGUCAGACGUGUUUGGACAGAUCCUGCCACAGUUGGGGAAGGACUGGACCCACCAGGGCAUUGCCAAGCUCUACCACUCAGUAGCUGAGAACGGCUACAAGUUCCUGUACUGCUCAGCGCGAGCUAUCGGCAUGGCGGAUAUGACCCGAGGUUACCUGCAGUGGGUCAAUGACGGGGGCACCAUUCUUCCCCGGGGACCUCUCAUGCUGUCUCCCAGCAGCCUCUUCUCGGCCUUCCACAGGGAGGUGAUCGAGAAGAAACCAGAGAUCUUCAAGAUUGAAUGCCUUACAGAUAUCAAGAACCUGUUCCAGCAUAACAAGCAGCCAUUCCACGCGGCCUUUGGGAAUCGAGCUAAUGAUGUGUUUGCCUAUAAGGAGGUGGGAGUCCCAGUGUGUCGGAUCUUCACGGUCAACCCCAAGGGAGAGCUGAUUCAGGAGCAGACCAAGGGCAACAAGUCCUCUUACAGCAGGCUGAGUGAGCUGGUGGAGCAUGUGUUCCCUCUGCUGAGUAAAGAGCAGAACGAAGCCUUUGUGCUGCCGGAGUACAGCUCGUUCUGCUACUGGAGACAGCCCAUAGCCGACAUCGACCCUGAGGAACUGGACUAAUCCAGCACAUAUGGAGACCCAGGUGCCCAUAUACAUGCAAAUCGACUGUGCACUUGAAUGCAUCUCCAGCAGACACAUGGACUGAAACAUAAACUCUCCUACAUCCUACAGACACACAGUUAAAGGGUUUUGACCAUUAACACAAACUAGCUGUUGAACAGUAAUCACCCACUAGAGAUGAGAUCCUGAUGAAUAAUCACUGAGAACUUUCAUCCCUAGCAGACGAGAGACAAAUCAUGAGGGAAGAUGAUCAUCUAAUUGAAGGCAUCCAAACCCAGUGAGAGCUCUGCAUUCCCCGUUAGAGUCCUGGGAUAAAGAUCUGAGCAUAAUCUUCUUUCUCUGAAACUUCUAUAAACAGGAUGGUCUGCACUUCCCAUCAGGGACGCGACUGAAGCCCUACACGAGUUUAUUAGCCUUUAGCACUAGAGUCUGAGCGCUGCCGAAGGAAAACACAUUUUUCUUGAAUCAAGUUUUUUCACAUUUCCUGAUCGCCCUGAAGAAGUGAUAUGUUCAAAUGGAAGAAGACGCACGGGGUCAGGAAACCGGCCACUAGUUAUAUGCUGGUAAUAUUUAGCUGUGGCUGCUAAGUGUGCAUGGACACAGCUCUCCAGUCCUUCCUCUGCUCUAAAACAUUCAGUAAAAUAUUGAUUAGGGGCUGGUUGAUCCCUGCUUCACCACUUAUGAACCGAGCCUUCUCUCCAAUGUGACGUUCCAGUAUUAAAACUGCAAUGUCGGUUAUGUUGCCAAGUGCCACGUUUUUUUUUUGACUUGGCACCAAAAUGCUUAAAAUCUUUAGAAGUUUGCAUAUAAAUGAAUUGGUCAAUCAUAGGAUUACCACUCAAGAGACUGCUGGUUGUGUCCCAUGUGAAACUAAAAGUCUAUGUUGACUUUUUCCUACUUUACGUCCCUAACUUCAAUAAUGUAAACCAAUAUUUUAAGCCAAACCGUGGUCUUUAUUUAACAAAAUCAAGUUAGUUUGUUAUAAUUUACAAAGUGAAAAAUUGGCACUGAGGAAAUAAGUAAAUAUAAUUGGGAAUGCAGUUUAAUUGUACGGGAGUGUUAUGUUGUAGGAGACACAAUAAGGGUUGUGUGAGCCAUACACAGCAGUUAAUUCCCCAAAAACGUUUGGUUUGUCCCUGAUCAACACUCUCCCCCCUGCAGAGCUUAACACGUUCAUAGUUAAUGAGUCGUGUUUGUUACCAUUAAUAUUCAAGGUCAUACCAGGAGUACAUUUCUGCCAACAAGUAUGUGAAGAUACAACAUUUAGAUGUUGAGUUAAAAACAAAAUGAAGGAACUCAUUGUAUUUUGUGUCGCUGUUAUUUGAAUAUGAUUAUUCUGUUCUACAAGCUCUGGCGAAAUCAAGUGUGUUUUGUUAACAAUGCAGUCAUUAUUUAUGAUAAUUGGUAUGUUUAAGUUAUUGAUUUCUAUCGUGAUGCCUUUGCUUGUCUGAAAAAGUAAUUUAUUACCAAUGCAAUGUGGAAAUACUUCAAAUUGCUAUUUUGUAUGGUUGGUCAUUGGUUAACAUGCACUUAACUGCUAGCCUUGUAUGGUUUCAUUUUCUUUGCCUUGUAUCCUAUUUUCGCAACGAUCUGUAUUCCUUGUUUUACAGUGAAACUUCCAACAUCCGAAGGUACAUACACAUUCCUCAAAGUCUCAGAAUCCGCAGCUUUAGUGUUCAAAUAUGUGUGUUAGGAAGAUAACGCUUGAGUUGAAGUAUUUGGAGAGAGGGCUUAACAUGUUCCCUUUGUCGGGGUCCUCUGUAGGAUGACUAUGGGAAGGUGUGUGUGUGUGUGUGUGUGUGUGUUCACUGAGUUGUGCUGCUGUUGGGGUGACUGACAUGAGGCAAUCCUCCUUUGUUCCCUCAGUGGCUUUACUAGGAUUUACCCAACGCACUUUGUCUAAGCUGCACCCACAACUCUGACCCGCAAACACUUCACUGAAGGGCCUCUAUGGACGGAGUUUCAGUUUUUCUGAAUUAUGUCAAUAUGAGGAAUGUUUGAAAGGGGAUUUGAAGGCUUCAAAGCAAGUAGCGGUGAUGAAAAACAAAAUAAUGUUCAAUUUGGGAGUUUGGCAAGGCGUGUAUGUGUGUGUUGGAGCUGCAGCGAUGGGUAAAAACGAGUACUUUUCUGAUUAUCGUGUACUUUUUUUCAUUGAUUAAUCGUCAAAAAUGUCAGAAACUGCUGGUUUCUGCCUCUCAAAUAUGGACAUUUCUGGAUUUUCUUAGUUUUAUUUUAAAUUAAAUAUGUUUAGGUUUCUGACUCGUAAGACAAGACAUCACAUCGGACUUUGAAAAAAAGUAUAAAAAAUCUAUAUUUUCUGACAUUUAAUAGUUAUUAAUCGAGAAAAUAUUGGGCCUAUUCAUCGAUAAUGAAAAUGACUGUUGCAGCCCUAGUGUGUGUGUGUGUGUUUGUGUAUGUGUGUGUAGGACUAAAGACUGAUCCCGUGCCUCUGGUGAGCAGUAAGAACUUUCGGGUCUUGUUGGGGGAUAAACAGGAAAUACUUGAGGAAGCUUUCUGAAAGCGCUUCACUGGCAUUAUGUGUGUGUGUGUGUUGUAGGAACAGAGAGAUGUGUGCAGCUCCACUGACAUGCAUCAUACCUCCAACACAAGUGUAACAGUCACAUGAUUAUAUGUGCUCGUGAGGAUUGAACAUUUAAAAGAAGAGUCUGACUGAGACUUAACAAAAAGCACAACUUAGCAUCAUGGCUACAUCCACUAUUACCGUCAUUAUUUGGCUGAAGUGUGUUCACGCUGUGGCUCAGAUUGUUUUUGUGAUGAUUUAAGAUGCGUGUUUUGAUUUGUUUACUUGUUCUCUUCGAAGUUUGGUGAAGUCAAAUAGAUAUAUAUCUUAUGAUUAACGAAAUGAAUUCCAUUCUUUCUAUGAAAGUAAUGCAUCUUGUGUGGAAGAAUCACACUUCAUCCUCUAUGAUCCUGGGAUACGUGGUAUAAAUACUAUUGUUUGUUCUCACUCAACUGCUGUGGAAAAGUAUCCAGUGUAUAUGCUGAUCAUCACAUUCUUCUGUCUUCGAUGCCUUUUGUUCGUUUUUAUUAUUUCUUAUAAAGAGUAUGAUCUUUCUGUUUGAAGGUAACGCUUGCUAUUCUGAUUGUGUCUGACCAACAGAAAUACCUUGUGUAAGUGUAUGCUGUGUUUGAUUUGUAUAAAAUGUGGUUAAAAGUAUGUUUAAAGAACAAAAUACAUUGUAAGACGAAAAGAUAUUCAGGCCUAAUGAAGCUAACAGAGUGUGGCUUGUGGUCAUAUUUGUAUUAAAUAAAGUUUCUAACUGAAUGCUUUAA